Charadrius vociferus (killdeer) is the source of this 885-nucleotide messenger RNA. RefSeq names its product vesicle-associated membrane protein 4 (gene VAMP4). Lineage: Eukaryota; Metazoa; Chordata; Aves; Charadriiformes; Charadriidae. Gene Ontology annotation, cellular component: membrane. Gene Ontology annotation, biological process: Golgi ribbon formation; vesicle-mediated transport. The record is from RefSeq and is a predicted model, not a curated record. The transcript has 6 exons. The coding region runs from base 1 to 414 and encodes 137 amino acids.
AUGGUGGUUGCUAUUGAUGAGGUGGUUUGUUUUGGGGUUUUUUUUGUGUUGCAGAGGAACCUGUUGGAGGAAGAUUCGGAUGAAGAGGAAGACUUUUUCUUGAGAGGGCCUUCUGGACCAAGAUUUGGACCCAGGAAUGACAAGAUCAGGCAUGUCCAGAACCAGGUGGAUGAAGUCAUCGAUGUUAUGCAGGAGAACAUCACAAAGGUGAUUGAAAGAGGCGAGCGGCUGGAUGACCUGCAGGAUAAAUCAGAAAGCUUAUCAGACAAUGCAACAGCUUUUAGCAACAGAGCCAAGCAGCUUCGGAGACAGAUGUGGUGGCGAGGUUGCAAGAUGAAGGCCAUCAUAGCACUGGUGGCAGUCAUUCUCCUGCUCGUUAUCAUUGUACCCCUAGUCCUGAAGUACCAUACCUGAUGGAGCAGCUGGAGGCUUCGGUGGAGCUGGCUCUGGGAUAACCAAACUGCUGUGUAAUUUAAGUGAGAUAUCUGUAUAUAGCUUUGAAGUUGUUUUUCUCCAAGGAGCGAGGAGGCAGCGGCAAGUAGCCAGUUCUAACAGAGUGUUUUAAGAACUGCCAAAUGACCCUUUUUUUGGUCGAGUACCUGCUCCUGCUGUCAGACUUUUUUUAUAACAGACGAUUCAGUUCCCAAACUGCCCAUUUUGUGGAAUUCUGGGUCUCUGGUUUGGAGCUAGCUACUUGCCACUACGGUUUAUCUGUAUAUAUGGUUGAGCUGUAAUAUUAAUAAUAAUGCCAUUUAAGCAGUUCCCCACUGCCUGCUGUGGAAGGCAGAGGGGACUCUGUCCUUUCAGAGCAAAGGAGGGGAAAAAUGAAGAGAAACAUACCAUUAUGUUACAGGGAAGUGACCCUUCUGUGGAGAACUGCAAGGG